Messenger RNA from Dromaius novaehollandiae (emu), 3048 nucleotides. It is a transcript of the gene NMB, whose product is annotated as neuromedin B. The transcript is spliced from 3 exons. Gene Ontology annotation, molecular function: neuropeptide hormone activity; neuromedin B receptor binding. The record is from RefSeq and is a predicted model, not a curated record. Gene Ontology annotation, cellular component: neuron projection. Gene Ontology annotation, biological process: neuropeptide signaling pathway; positive regulation of hormone secretion. Bases 71 to 460 code for a protein of 129 amino acids. NCBI's taxonomy places the organism in Eukaryota, Metazoa, Chordata, Aves, Casuariiformes, Dromaiidae.
CCAGGCCUAUAAGUAGGGGCGGCGGCGGCAGGGCGGCGGCAGGUGGGAGGGGGUCUCGCCGGGGCCGGCUAUGGCGGCGCUGCUGCCCUGCCUCCUGCUGCUGCUGUGCGGCGCCGCGCUCGGGCCCGCCGUGCACCUCGACUUCGCCGAGCACCGCAGCCAGGCGGCCAAGAUCAAGGUCAACCCCCGCAGCAGCCUCUGGGCAACAGGUCACUUCAUGGGGAAGAAGAGUGUCUCAGGCUCUCCACACCUGGAGUCACCAGAAGAUCCUGCUGUGCCAAUGGUUUUCGGUCCUUCUCUUAGAGCCUUGCUGGAGGAUAUGAUGGAACUGCUUACCCGUGAGCUCCUGAAAAUCCUCUUGCAAGAAAGACUUUUGGAUGAGAACCAAGGGAAAUACGAUCUCACUGACCAGUCACUGCAGGAAACAAUUGAGAGCCUAAAAGGGAUGAAAUCUGCUUAGGUGGGGUCUACGCAUACUGUCCUCUGAGCUGCUGUGCUUGAGGAGCUAUCCAGUAACACUGCACACAGGUAAAAUGGCUUCUGUCAUCUGGGUUUAGGCAGCACUUGCUCUUCUUCUUUGUUCUUUUGGGAAGGUGUGAGUGGAGCAGAGCUGCAGGGAUGUGAGCCAGAGUGGCACUGACUGCUCAAGCACCUUUCUGACUUGGUUUCAGCAGAUCAAGAUAAAUUGAGGCUCCCCCAGAGAACUGAUCCCAUCAGGAUGGGAACUCUGUACUGAAGAGGCAGCUGGGCAUCGCUGAAGAAACCAGCCCACUCUGCUCCCCUUGAGGUGCUGUGUGCUAUGACCACUGCACUGCUGCAGCUUGUGCCUCUCAGACCCAGCUGAAGGGGAAGAGAGGGCUCCGAAGGUCCUAGACCUCCCUCCAGCCUUCCCUGGGGAGCCUUUGAGGAGAGUGCUUUGCUGCUGCAUGAGCUGUCUGAGAUGGUGGGAGGGCUGGUCGGUGUGUUGCCCUGCCUCAUGCACUAGGAUGGUAGCAAGUGUGUGGUGUGAGUUCAAUUAAAGUGAUCCUGUGGCUCUCCUCCAUGUAGGUAAGUCACGCGGUCACUGCUCUCACUGCAAGUAUUCUGGGGUGGAGGCUGUCCCAGGCACCAGUGCUGUGUUUCAGGCAGCCACCUGGAUGUCUGCCCUGCCAGCGCUAUCACUGCUCAUUUCCAGUGCUUGGAGGCAGGCUCUGGCCAGUGUUGAACACCAGCCUUUGGUACGUGUCUGUGCUGGGUGUUGAAGCUCCGUCACUGGAGAGUGCUUUGGCUCAUAGUCAAGCCAGCCCCGGCUGGCUGGUUACCUUGUUGUCCUGGUGCCUCUCUGGUGGCUCUGCUGAAGGUGGGAUGCCCUGCAGCCAUGUGGCAUCGAAACUUAGGUGCCUGGUGUGCAGCUGGUUCCUGUCUCUUGCCCCUCUCCUCCCAAAACCCCUCAUCUCUUUUGGCUUGACCCAGUUGGUGCCCCAGGGUGCUGGCUGUUCUCUCCCUGCCUGUGUGGCAGCGGAGGCUCUGCUCUGUGCAGGGUGUUGCAUCCAGUUCUGGCCUUUCAGCAUCUAUAAGCACCUCACUUGACUCAAUUCCUGCCUUCCUGCUCCUUUCCUCACUCCUUCCCUCUCUCCCCUGGGACAUUCUUGUCUUCAAGUUGCUGGUUGAUAAUACAGAACUCUUUCUUCUUGGUGUCUUUGAGCACUGUCUGUGUUAUGCUCUCUACUGGGUCCUUGGUAUUUUUUGUUCUUGUGUGGGUGACCUGAUGCCAUUGCCAAUUCCUGCCACCUUUUCUGUUUUCUCCAUCACUGUGGCUGUUGUUGGACACCUGGGAUCAGCAACAAGCCUGUGCUUGAACUGAUUUGCUUGCCAUGUUCACUGGCUGUCUAUUGAGCUGUUUGACAUGAGUGAAACUCUCCAUCCACCCCUGCUCAGGAACUAUCAUUUUCAUCUUGAUUCAGAUUAGAAAAGCACCUUCCUUGGGACCUGCCAGUCAGUAAGGCAGGAAUUCUCAUGCUCUCUAGAUGUUGCUCCACUGCACUGAUGCACUUGCUGUGUUGUGUGGCAGGGUAAGCAUCAGGGGAUGCAGGCUUUUAUUAAAAAAAAAAAAAAACCAAACCCAAAAAACAGGAUUUUUCCUUUCUGGGAUUGUCACUGGUGAUUGACAAAUUGGUUCUUCCUUUCUAUGGGGCCCCUCCAAAUACACCAGGACUUAAUCUUUUCGCUUGUUCUCCUUUCACAUGAGUUAGUCCUGCCUGCUGCUGUUGGGAUUUGGUCUUCUCCAGACAUCUUCUCUCCCUUUGCAGAGCAGGAGUCCAUGGGCUGCUGUAUGCUUUGGGCAGCAGAAAUCACAUGGAGCAAAAGGGGUUUGCAAAAUUUUUUUAAACUACAUGCAGCAGGCAGGUCUUGACUCUUAGCAUGUUGGGGGGAGUGGGUCACAGUGCCUCCCUGUUCCUGUGCGUGGCAAAGACUUAGCUGGCAGGGGAGGAUCAUCUCAGUGCUUGGUAGGGGCGGGAAGGGCUGUCAUCUCAUUGCAUAAGUGGCAGCAUUUCUCCAGGAGGUAAAUGGCCUGUGCGUAUGGACUGAGAUGACUUCAGAGUUAUGGGGAGAGCCCUUCUGCAUGAACACAAAUUCUGUCCCACACAGCUCUGGGAUUUCUGAGCUGCAAGCAAUUCCACAAAAUCCCGCUGACUCUUCCCUACUGUGUCUUGCUUUUUGCCUUUUUGCCUUGCUCCCUGCCAAAUCAGACCCCGAGGCUGCUCUUGACCCUGAAACAUGACCCAGAGGCUGCUGUCUCAUUGCUGCAGGGCUGUAUUGCAGUGAAGUUCACCUCUGGCAUCUUCCAGCUGUUGGAGUGAAGGGAUGGGAGGGGGAAUCUGGGCCCCUGGCUCCUUCCCUGUUGUGUGCUAUCCCUCUAGCCCCUGCUGUCCUGAACCACCUGUGAAAGCACCUUCUUAGUCCAGCCCAGGGCAUCAGUCUGGUCUUCUGGCCCUAUGCUGCCUGGGCAGGCAGGUGAUGUAGGCAGAGGCUGCACAUGGGGCAAGUGGCUCACUGUUGUGCUCUUCC